Chenopodium quinoa (quinoa) is the source of this 2615-nucleotide messenger RNA. RefSeq names its product pre-rRNA-processing protein ESF2-like. Gene Ontology annotation, molecular function: RNA binding. Lineage: Eukaryota; Viridiplantae; Streptophyta; Magnoliopsida; Caryophyllales; Amaranthaceae. The record is from RefSeq and is a predicted model, not a curated record. Gene Ontology annotation, biological process: endonucleolytic cleavage in 5'-ETS of tricistronic rRNA transcript (SSU-rRNA, 5.8S rRNA, LSU-rRNA); endonucleolytic cleavage in ITS1 to separate SSU-rRNA from 5.8S rRNA and LSU-rRNA from tricistronic rRNA transcript (SSU-rRNA, 5.8S rRNA, LSU-rRNA); small-subunit processome assembly. Gene Ontology annotation, cellular component: nucleolus. The transcript is spliced from 8 exons. The coding region runs from base 959 to 1750 and encodes 263 amino acids.
GCCCGAUCGACCCCUUUUAACUCACCCCCGACCCCCGAAACCACCUCCCAGCCAACCCCGACCCCCUUUAACCCACCCUCAACCCCCGAAUUUGAAGCAGCGUUUUAACAAGGUGUGACUACAGGUGGUGGCGGUGACUACUUCGAAGCCAUCGCCAAAGAACACGCCUGUCGUCAUACCAUCUCCGUGGACCAAAAAAUCGCUGCAAAGGUGUGACUAUAGGUGGUGGCGGUGACUGCAGAUGGUUUUUGGGGAUCGAGGUUGGCUGGACCGGUGGUUUUGGGGGUCGAGGUUUAUUGGGGGUUGGGGUUGGCCGGCCGGUUGGUUUCGGUGGCUACAAGGAGGUGGCUGGCCGGCCCGGCGAGGUUAGGGGGUGGGGGGUUAGGGUUUCAUGCUGGGAAAGGCUGGCUGGGAUUUUUGUUUGCUUUUGUUUUCAUUUUUUUUUAUAUUUUAUUUUUUAAAAUUUUGGAUAAUCACGUGUUGACACAUGUCAAGGUUACCUGUUAUAACAGGUCAUUGACUUGGUGUUGACCAAUUGGGACGGCAAACACAUAGCAUAGUUGGAAUUGUUAGAUAAUAAUCCUUAGUUGAGAUUAUUAGAAGUAAAUCGCCCAUCGUUAAAAUUAUUAAAUUGUAUUUUUCCUAAAAAAACAUAAGUAGAUCGCAUAUGUUAAUACUACGUAUAUGACUUGAGUUAGUUGAGUAUGACUAUAGUCAGUAGUCAUUAGUUUUCUUUGUUAGUAAAGAGAAACUAUAAACCCUAAACCCUAACAUGAAUAAUCAUUAGUUCAUUACAAUUUUUUUGCUCAAUGUUGAGUGAUUAAAAGGUUAUUAAAGCUUUUAUCACGUUCACCCCUCCUUCCCUUUCUCUACUCUCAAUCCUCCAUUGAAGCGCCUUGUGACUUGUGAGCUAUUUCUCCUCCAUUGAAGCAGCUUCUCUUCUGAGUGUUCAACAGGUAUGGCAGAGGUAGAAGAAUUGGGGGUUCAAAACCCAGAAAUCGAUGUAAUUAAAGUUGCAGGAAAAAAAUCAUUUAAAGAUGAGGAGAGAGAGAGGAGGAAGAAAGAGAAAAGGAGGAAGAGAUUGUUGAAGGAAACUGAGAAGGCUGAUAAAAGGGGAGUGUGUUAUUUGAGCAGAAUUCCCCCAAAAAUGGACCCUUUAAAACUCCGUCAAAUUCUCUCCGCUUAUGGUGAAAUUCAACGCAUUUAUUUGGCUCCCGAAAAUCCUGAAGCUCAAAUGCGACGUAAACGGUCUGGAGGUUUUCGUGGGCUAGAAUUUUCUGAAGGGUGGGUAGAAUUUGCAGACAAGCACAUUGCAAAAAAAGUUGCAAAUAUGUUAAAUGGUGAACAAAUGGGAGGAAAAAAGAGAUCACAAUUCUUCUAUGAUAUUUGGAACAUCAAGUAUUUAAGCAAGUUUAAGUGGGAUGAUCUUACUGAAGAGACUACAUACAACAAUGCAAUUCGAGACCAGAAGUUGCGUAUGGAAAUAUCUGCUGGAAACAAAGAACGUGACUUUUAUCUAAAUAAAGUGGAUCAGUCUCGUGCUUUGAGUGAGAUAGAAAAGCGUAUGGUCAAGAAGCGGAAACUCCAAAAUAGUCUGGAUUCAGAAGGCCCAAAGGAGCAGCAAAAGCCCAAAGUUAUACGCCCGUUCCCCCAGAAGAAACCUCUUGCAGAGACUGCUUUCAAAAACAGGCCUACGCUCUCUAAAGCUGUAAUGGCUGAGAUCUUUAACUCAGGUAAUGAUGAAUCCUGAGCAUUCUAACAGCCGUUGUGAUGCAAGGUCAAGUCUGCCUUGUUAAGGAAUGAAGGUUUCGUUGUUUACUGUAACAUUUGUCAGCCAUACCACCUGGAUCUUCAUUGUAUAUCAGAGGGUAUACAUGGAAGGAGGAAGAGAUUAAUCUUCAUAUUUUUCCAGGUCCAAAGUUUUGAAUAGUGUAGUUUCUUCAUUUUACUUUAUUCUAUUUAUUUUGCCUUUUUAUAUUGUCAGUGUAGCCACUUACAACUGUAAUUUAUAUGCAUGAGAACGUGCAUGCCUGAUGGAUAGUUCUCUAGGGCGGCACACUCUCCACUGAACAAAAACUCAUGAAGAUGAUUUACACAUCAAUUUUACUGCAUCAGGAGAUGGAAGUUUUUUUAGAGUGUUUGUAUUACUUUCUUUAGACGUCAUUUACUUAAGUAUGCACAAGAAAGAAGGCUAAUGCAGUUGACUUAGCUCUUUGACUUCCAAGCUUGAGAUCAGCUAUCGUAUGUCACUUAGCUCAUUUUAGAAGGGAUUUUCUCAAAUCUCCCUUCCUAUGAUAGGCCUUCACCUCCCUUCUCCCAAGUCCCAACACUCCCAACAGUUUGGACAGCUUUUCAAGUUUUUCAUCAGCUUGUUGCUGCUGAUGCUGCUACAGAAAAUGCUUAUGCCUCCUCGUCCUUCUGAGGUCUGACUACUGGUAAUACGUCGAUAUUAUUAGUACAAAGUAUCUGGCUGCGAAAUUUUGUGGAGUUACCAAACACUUGAAAGGCAGAUCUAUUAGGAUUCUCUACAUAAAAGCCUAUUUUCUUGUACUUGAAUAAUUUUGUCGUUCAAUAUUUAUUUUAUGUUCUACUGGUCACAAAUUUUUUUGCUCUUA